Trichosporon asahii var. asahii CBS 2479 is the source of this 1035-nucleotide messenger RNA. RefSeq lists its product as uncharacterized. The record is from RefSeq and is a predicted model, not a curated record. The transcript has 2 exons. NCBI's taxonomy places the organism in Eukaryota, Fungi, Basidiomycota, Tremellomycetes, Trichosporonales, Trichosporonaceae. The coding region runs from base 1 to 1035 and encodes 344 amino acids.
AUGGACCGACCACCCGGAAUUCACCACGUCCCAAUGACCUUUGCCAACAAUCGGCGACUCGCUGUCCCGCAGCGGCCGCAGGCCGGCCAUGCGGGCCCGAGCCAUUCCGGCGGCCCACCACUGUCCCCACGAGCGAGCAACACCGCUGCCCCCUCAUACACCCAGUACAUGGCGACGCCGAGCCCACCACCACUGUCUCCCUCACCAUUAGGAUCACCGAUGUCCCGCCAGUCCUCAAUACAGUCAGGCUCGCUCGGCGUGCUGUCAACACCCGCGAUCGAAGCCGACAACCCCCACGUCGCGAGUGAUGAGCAAGUCGAUCUCGGGUCACCGGAGCGUGCGCCGCCGCCGAAACUAAGCCAAGGCGAGCCCCCAACGGCACCUCUGUGGGCCGCCAUUGAGCGGUUGUCCAAGCAGUGCGACGAGCACCAGCUCCGCUUCCGGGCAUCCAAGCAUCGCAUCUUCUCCGAGUUCCCGCAAAUCCUGUCCCGCUUAGCAGAGCUCGAUAACCGGGCAGAGGUGAGCUGUUAUACCGACGAGCGUCAAGCUGACGAUCAGCAAUGCACGGCCGAGCUCUUCGCGGCCAUCAACGAGAGCCAGCCCGAGCUGAAAGCGCGCCUGGAAAAGGUCUUACAGCGGCGGCGAGAAAACGUCGAUGAGAUGCGUGUGCGCACAACGCCGUGGGUCGACUUUCUGCCCGACGACGAGGAGGACGACCUCGAGCUCCUCUCCGCCAAAGAAGGCGCGACGGCGAUGGUGCGCCGCGAGUCGGGCAAGAUCGAGCGCGUCAAGGGCGCGAACGCGACCAACGUCGACUCGGACGCGCUCGCUAUGAUCGAGCGCUGGGCCGAGGAGGUGAAGAUGCACCUCGCCGAUGAGAUUGGCCGUCUUCGCACGCAGCUCGGAGAGGAGAAGCGCAGAGCGUAUAUCCUCUAUCGCCUGUUGGGGUUAAUGCUCUUCUGCGUCUUCAUGCUCGGCGUGUUCUACCUCAUCGCCAAGGCCGGCGAGCGCGGGAGGGCCUUGACGACCGCGUAG